AUGACCCUAAGCAGAAAGAUGUCUUAUUUUGUCUUUGCCUUUUUCUUCAUUUUGGCUCAGUUUCUAUCAGGGUGCCAGGCAGGACUCGAGUAUUCUGAGCCACUUCCAGGAGGUGAGUUUGCUGCUUGUGAGCCUUGCAGGCUCGGCCGGGGCAAAUGCAGAAGGAUAUGCACCGAGGAUGAGAAGGUUGUUGGAAAUUGCAAGAUGAACUUCUUCUGUUGCCGACGGAAGAUCAGGUGA
Messenger RNA from Leptonychotes weddellii (Weddell seal), 240 nucleotides. Its product is annotated as beta-defensin 105. Lineage: Eukaryota; Metazoa; Chordata; Mammalia; Carnivora; Phocidae. Gene Ontology annotation, cellular component: extracellular region. The record is from RefSeq and is a predicted model, not a curated record. Gene Ontology annotation, biological process: innate immune response.